Messenger RNA from Thrips palmi, 1787 nucleotides. RefSeq lists its product as uncharacterized. The transcript has 5 exons. The record is from RefSeq and is a predicted model, not a curated record. NCBI's taxonomy places the organism in Eukaryota, Metazoa, Arthropoda, Insecta, Thysanoptera, Thripidae. The coding region runs from base 76 to 1512 and encodes 478 amino acids.
UCGCGCAGCCUCUUGAACGCCUCCGCGAACGCGUCUCGCUCAUUUCCGAUGCGCCAAACAGCGUGAGAGCACGGCAUGAGACUGCUGCUGCUGCUGCUGGGCUUGGCGCGCGCCCUGAUCGCCACCGAGGGCCUGACCGCGGCGACCAGGGCGCCACCACCGCGGACGGGUCCCCUGCUGGAGAAUGCCGUGACUCCAGCGGCCUGGAGCCGAGUCAAGGCCUGGCGCUUCGAGGAGAGCACCCCGAAGGACUGGCUGCCGCCCGACGAGGGCUUCCUGGAGAUGCCCAAGCCCAAGAAGGCGGCGCCGAAGCCUCCGCCCAAGACGGCCGUGGCCAAGCUGGUCGGGGCACUGCAGAAAACGACGACGAGGAAGCCGCCGACGAAGCCUCCAGGGCGGUCCAGCACGCCGAGGAGGCCGACGACCACCGCGCGGCCCGUGCGGAAGGCCCGCAGCGCGCAGGAGGACGAGGAGCCCGCCAGGUUCGGCCGGCGUCUGAUGUCGCUGCCGGACGAGCUCCAGGCCCAGGCCGUAGUCCGGCGCAAACGGAAGGCGGACGUCUUCUCGGCGAGCCUCUCCUCCAUGGAGGGCGUCUUCCCGGGCGGCGCCCAGGACGCCGCCGUCAAGGAAGUCAUGAUGCUGCGACGCCGGCGGAAUGUGUCCGGACGGCGCGAGCGGAGGAACAAUCAAGACCAGCACAACAACCACCAGGACCAACACAACAACCACCAGGACCAACACAACAACCAGGACCGCCACAACAACCACCAGGACCAACACAACAACCACCAGGACCAACACAACAACCACCAGGACCAACACAACGACCACCAGGACCGCCAGAACGGCCACCAGGACCAUCGCAACGACCGCACCCACCCCCAGAACCACCACCACAAUCAUCACAACGACCACCAUCAUCACCAUGACGACCACCACGCCCACGCCCCUGAUUACACCGACAUCAUCGGUGACCUCCACGACGGCGGCGGCAGCGGGGACGGCAGUGGUGGCGGCCAGCCGGAAGAGGAGGAGGACGAGGACGCGCCUCACCGGCAGGACCCCGGCGGCAGGGCGCAGCUGCCGCAGUGGCCCGACGAAGGCCGCGAUCGGCCCCGGGACGGCGACAGGCUCCCCGACGUGGGGCCGGGAUGGGCUCCCGGGGAGCGCGGCCCAGGACGCGGGCCUGCAGGACCCCCAGGACCUCCUGGACCUCCAGGACCUCCGGACUCGUACCUGGGGGACGGGGACGGCUUCUGGGGAAACGAGGACGCCUUCAUGGGGGACAACAACGCGUUCCACGGCGGAGGGGGUGGUAACCCUAGAGGGAGGGAUUCCUACCCAGGCGAUGGGGGUGGCAACCCUAGAGGGAGGGAUUCCUACCCAGGCCGUGGGGGUGGCAACCCUAGAGGGAGGGAUUCCUACCCAGGCGAUGGGGGUGGCAACCCUAGAGGGAGGGAUUCCUACCCGGGAGGGAGGGAUUCCUACCUUGGCGGCGGAUCGUGGCCGUAGCGUGUCGGGAUGAAAAACGCUCGAAAUACACGAAAACCUUUGCCUGAACGAUUCCACCCUCCAUUGCCCCUCGCAACAGGCAACCCAACUGCCUCCGUCGGCGAAAGUGUGGCCGGCCCCUCGCCUCUCCACAGGGGUCUGCACAGUGCAGCGGACCGCGACCCAGUGCGGACGAGACGAAGAGCAGCCACUGUUAGAAAAACUUUUACAUAUUUUUGUUAUGUUUUUAAGUAACUUUUUUAACGAAAUAAAAAUGCUUUUGUAGUUUGCUUUUA